Molecule: messenger RNA, 3281 nt
Organism: Rhincodon typus (whale shark)
Lineage: Eukaryota; Metazoa; Chordata; Chondrichthyes; Orectolobiformes; Rhincodontidae
Product: alpha-1-antiproteinase-like
Exons: 5
Coding region: 94-1344 (416 amino acids)
Biological process (GO): negative regulation of endopeptidase activity
Molecular function (GO): serine-type endopeptidase inhibitor activity
Source: RefSeq, a predicted model, not a curated record
AACAAUAUCUCAUAAAUUGUGGAUUGCUUUGAGCAGAGAACAGCGAAUAAAUAGGUCCUGAAACAAUUGGAUUCAAGAGAAUUGACAGAAACCAUGCUCCCUUCAGUAAUUUUGCUGUUAGUCGUUACCCUAUUCACUGGAAUAGACGUUUCUGCAAUGAAGAAGAAACGGCAUGAUAACCAUGAAGAAGACCUUCAAAAUCAUGGGCAAGAAUCUGAUAUGGCAAUGAUUUCUUCUGCAAACACUGAUUUUGCUUUUGAGCUCUACAAAGAAAUUGCUAACCAAAGUACUUCCAAUAUUUUCUUCUCCCCUCUGAGUAUUUCCACCGCUUUAGCCCUGUUGUCACUUGGAACCAGAUCUGUGACACGGGAACAGCUGUUCAAGGGACUUCACCUCAAUAAUAUGACAGAGGAAAGAAUAAAUGAAAUGAACAGAGGCUACAAACAACUCUUACAAUCCCUGACGGCAGAACAAAAUGAGCUUCAGCUAUUAAUGGGAAACUCUCUUCAUAUUCAAAAAGGCUAUGAUGUGUUGCCAAGCUUUCUGAAUGAGUCCAAGAAGUUUUACAAUGCUGAGGUGUUUUCUCUAGACUUUAAUCUGGAUCCUGAAAAUGCCAGGCUACGAUUGAAUGAUUAUGUGAAAAAGAUGACAAAAGGGAAAAUUAAAGACAUGUUUGACACAAUUGACCCUUCAACCAAACUAAUGCUAAUUAACUACAUCUUUUUUAAAGGAAAAUGGAAGAAACCAUUUGAUCCAGCACAUACUCAAGAAACAUUGUUUAGUGUGAACAAAACCACAAAAGUACCUGUUCAAAUGAUGCACCAAACCAACGCAUUCAGUAAGAUAUCUGACUACAAUCUUUUCAGUAAUGUAAUAAAACUUCCUUACCUUGGAAAUGCAUCGAUGAUCGCCAUCUUGCCUGCAGACGGGAAACUAGAACAUGUGGAACAAAAUCUUUCCCAUGAAAAAUUUGAAGAAUGGGUCCAAGAACUUGCUUACCACAAGCAACAAUGUAUCCUCCACUUUCCAAAAGUGUCACUGUCAUUGUCAUAUGAGAUGAAAAAUAUCCUCGCUGAAAUGGGUCUGAGAGAUUUGUUUACACCUGAGGCCAACUUGUUUGGGAUAAGUGAAAGUGAAAAUCUGAAAGUUUCACAGGUUUCUCAUAAGGCAGUGCUGGAUAUUGAUGAGAAAUCCACUGAGGCAGCUGGAGCUACUGGAGUAGGUAUUAUUCCAUUGUCAUUGCCACUUAUAUUGGAAUUUAAUCGACCGUUCAUUUUGAUUAUCUAUGAGGAAAACACAAACAACAUACUCUUUCUUGGAAGAAUAAAAGACCCAUCCAAGUAACUUUUUGCUCAGAAAAUUAAUACGCACAUCAAAGAAAUCAGGACACACCUCAAUUCUAAAGCUUGAAAUGAUAGACAUAUGUAAUCAACCCAAUAUUAUUAUGCAUCAAUAUCAUAAUUAUUUUGAUUUUUUUACAGCAAUAAGUGGCAAUACAUAGCAGAUCGAUCAGUAUUUAUCUUCAUCACAGAAAACUGAAAGUUAGGCAAACAUAUUACUGUGGUGGGGGUUUGGUGGUUUAAUGAUAAUGUCACUGGACUAGUAGCUUAAAAUCCCAAGAUAAUGCUUUGGCCACUUGGGUUUAACUCCAACCACAGCAGCUAGUGAAAUUUAAAUUCAAUGCAUACAAUUGGAAUGUGAAGCUAGCCUGGUAAUGGUAACCAUGAAACUAUCAUUUAUUUCUGUAAAAACCCAUUUGGUUCACUAAUGCCUUUUCCUUACUCAGACUACCCUAUGUGUCAAUCCAGAUCCACAGCAAAUGUAGUUGAUCUUAAAUGCCAUAGCAAACCAUUCAGUUCAAGGUCACUUGUUGAUGGGAAUAAAUGCAAUCCUUUCCAGUCAUGUACACAUCCCAUGCAAGAAUAAAGAAAGAAAAAUAAGAGUGAACAAUUGGUGGUCCAAUCACACAUUUAACAGGCAAACUGUUUAAUAGAGAAGCAGAAAAUGCUGCAAAAAUAAAGCUCUCAGGACCCAAGGGUCAGUUAGUUUGUUGAACCAGUUGAAUUGUGUACCAUCUAGAUAUCAACAUCACUCUUCCUUUGUCACAUGUUAUGAUACCAACCGUUGAUAGCGUGAGAAUAGGGCAAAGAAUUGUCACUAAUUCUCUUUUUUGUGCUGAGUCAAAGGGCUUAUCUGAUUAGCAGUAGAAGAGGAUAAACCACUAUUGAGUCUUAAUGAGAAGCGACACUUAUCUGACAACAAGACGUAAUUUAUUGUAUGAUAAUAAGUGCAAGUUGCUGCAUCAGAAGCCAGAGAUGACAUUUCUGUCUCCAUUGGGAUAUGACACAGCAUAAGGCCAACACGCACAAAGAAAACUCUUCUAAAUUUCUUACUCAAUAUAGAAAGGAUCAAACAAGAAAAAUGCAAGAAUAUUGGAGAAAUGGGAAGGGAAUAAUAAAUAAACAAGCAGAUAAAGGAGGGAUGAAAUGUGACCAGAAAAUGCUGGAAAGGUUCCGUAGAUUUACAGGUAGUUCUGCUCUAACGUGUGUUUUGUUAACGCAAAUUGGUUGAAUAGUGGACCCUGUUCGGAUAACAUCAGCUUUCUGCUCUACAGGUUUCUAUAGCAAUUUCCCUAUAACACAAUCUUCUAUUGUGCAAGGUUACAUAAGAAAGCAACUAUCAUGUUAUAGGAGAACUAUCUGUGCUGGUGUUAAAAGAACUAGAACAGAUCAAUGUAAAUCAUCGAACUCUAUUAUGGCUAAAUGUCUGCGCUCAAAACAACAAUUCACUGCUCUCUUCCUGAAUGCCAAGGGACUCUCAUAUAAUUCUAAUAUGCCAUGCUGCAAAGUGAUGAAUAAUAGUGCUGUAAUUUCUAAAAUUAAUUUUAAGACUGUAGUAAUCCAAAAAGUCCGGGAAAAUGAUAAAAAACUGCAAAGGUGCAGUGUAUUAUUCUUUCCCUUUUCCUCUUUUCUGUAAUACUGAUCACCAAAAAUUAGACUACUUGCACUCAAAAUAAAUGUUUAAAUCUUGAGGCAUAAAAAUCUAUUAAUUUUACCUUGUAAAACAGAUUGCAAAAAUGUGUAUUUCUUUAGCUUUCCCCACUGGAGCCACAACAAAAUAAUUUGACUUUAUUGUGAAUUUUUAUGCUUUGGUACAGUGGUUGAUGCUCAGGAGGAAGGUACAGUACUAUUUUUGACUGAAUUAAGCUGUAAUUUAAUGAUUCAACUUGUUUCAGCCACCAAUAAUGUUUAAUUUGUGUUCAAUAAAUGAAAUGAUCUUUA